Messenger RNA from Camellia sinensis, 1620 nucleotides. The record is from RefSeq and is a predicted model, not a curated record. NCBI's taxonomy places the organism in Eukaryota, Viridiplantae, Streptophyta, Magnoliopsida, Ericales, Theaceae.
AUGGAACCUGAGAAUGACUGUGAUUGGAAGCCAAAAUUGGGAAUGAUAUUUGAUUCUGAACAAUGUGCGUAUGAAUUUUAUAAUACAUAUGGAGGAAGAAUGGGGUUUAGCAUAAGAAGAGAUUAUUGUAAGAAGGACAAGUUCACUAAUCAACUUAUUCAUAGACUUUUGGUUUGCAACAAGGAGGGAUUUCGAAAGGUUGACAAGCGAGACCCAUUGUCAAAAAACUCUAGAGCUGAAACUAGGAGUGGGUGUGAGGCUCGACUUUAUAUUAAUUACAUGAGGGUACUGGAAAAUAAUGAGGAGCAAAUAACCAAUAUGUUUUGGGCCGAUGCACAAAUGAUCAUGGAUUAUGCCCAAUUUGGUGAUGUUGUCACAUUUGAUACGACUUACAAGUUAAACAAAGAACAUAGACCGUUCGAAUCUUUUGUGGGAUUCAACCAUCACAGGGAAACAGUUAUAUUUGGUGCAGCAUUGUUGUAUGAUGAGACCGCCGAAUCGUUUGUAUGGUUGUUUGAAAAAUUUCUAGAGGCUAUGUCAAGGAAGGCACCGAAAACUUUGUUCACCGAUCAAGAUGCUGCAAUGGCUAAAGCCAUACCCAUCGUUAUGCCUGACACAAGUCACCGAUUGUGUACUUGGCAUUUGAUGCAAAAUGCAUUAAAACAUGUUAACUGUUUGUUCCAAGAUAAGGGGGUGAAGGGUGUACUAAAUAAAUUCUUCUUUCACAUUGAAGAUACAAAUCAAUGGAAAUUAGAGUGGGCGGAAAUGCUUGAUAAAUAUGAUGCGCAUGAAAACCAUUGGUUGAAAUUGACUUUUGCGGUGAAAGAAAAAUGGGGAUGGCCUUAUGUUAGAUCAACAUGGGCUGCGGGAAUGAGUACCACACAACUUAGUGAAUCUUUUAAUGCUUUUUUGAAGGAUUACAUUCGUUCUGAUUUCAACUUAAAUGAAUUCUUCAUGCAUUUCGAAAGGGUACUUUACGAGAAGCGAUACAAGGAGUUAGAAGCGGGCUAUGCUUUGUGCCAAAGGUUGACAAAGGUGAAAGCAACAAUAAGAAUGUUAAUUCAAAUGGGUAACGUCUACACAAAAAAGAUCUUUGAGGAAUUUCAAAAUGAGUACUUUAAAUCCAUUGAAUCGAACAUAGAAGCAAUUGAAUAUGGCGAGGCUAGUACCAUUUACACAGUUGUUGAUGUUGGUAACAAACAUGCAAGGAAAGUGAAGUUGGAGAGGGAUGGCUCUUUGGGUUGUAAUUGUACAAAGUUUGAAAGGGAAGGAAUAUUGUGUUCUCACUCAUUGAAGGUCAUUAGAGACAUAUUGAAGAUGAAAGAGGUUCCUUCACAAUACAUUCUGAAGAGGUGGACCAAACAAGCAAGAGCUGAAACUGUGCAGCACAUUAAGGAAAAUGAUAUUCAAGUAGAUGUGAAAUUCCAACAAGCUUCGCGGUAUAAGACAUUGAUGACUGCAUUUAGAGCAGUAGCAAGUAGAGCUGCUGAAACUGAAGAAACAUAUGAUUUUUGUAUUGCAUACCUUGCUACAUUAGGUGCAGAUGUUGAAGGCAAAGUGCUUAUUUUGGUGUUGGAAAUGAAGUACGUAAUGAUGAUGAUACCCAAAGCUUUGAAGUAG